Messenger RNA from Nerophis lumbriciformis (worm pipefish), 3801 nucleotides. The record is from RefSeq and is a predicted model, not a curated record. NCBI's taxonomy places the organism in Eukaryota, Metazoa, Chordata, Actinopteri, Syngnathiformes, Syngnathidae.
AUGGGAGAUAUGAAGACACCAGACUUUGAUGACCUCCUUGCAGCUUUCGACAUCCCUGACAUGGUGGAUCCUAAAGCUGCGAUUGAAUGUGGCCAGCAAGAUGAGCAUGACGGCACGGUCAAACAAGCAAAAUGUGGGUCGACAACCAACGAAGAUGUUGGUGUAAGUGUCAUCGUCAAGAAUAUUCGGAAUAUGGAAACAAGUCAGCAUGUUGGAACCCUUUCAGGAAAAGAUGUGCAGUUCCACCCUGUACCUCAUUCUUUAAAUGGCAAUAAACUUGAAAAUGGUUUCUUAUCUCCCAUGCCAAAACCCGAUGUUCAUUACAUGAAAAAUGGAUGGAAUCCAACUAAAGUGGAUGGACAAAGAGUUUGUAAACAGGCGUCAACCUGCAAUGAGUUCAGCCCUAUCGUCAGCAGAGAGACAUUUCAGGAGGAAAAGAUUCAAGUUAGUGAUCCAACGAUCAAAAAGAUUGGACAGCUUUUCAUAAAAUCCAACAGCAAGAAAGAGAAACACCAAUCUAAAUAUCCUGCAUCUGUGGAGAACGUUUUGAAGUCCAAAGCAAAUGAGUUAAAACCGGAUCAGAAUAACAAUGAAAAUAUCACUCUGGAAAGUUGGACAUUCAAUAGCUCCACUCAAUUGAGGUUGUUGCGAGAUGAACCCAAGGGAACUCUUGACUAUACACAUUGCAAGGAGAAUAAUGGGCAAACAUGCCAAAUCCAGUCAAAGACCUCUGCAAAACUUUCUUCUUGUAUUGCAGCGAUUGCUGCUCUUAACACUAAAAAGGGAAGCCUUCCAGACUGUAUUUUAGGUUCUCCUAUUUCCCAGGCGGACUCAAACCAUGACAAUGAAAUUUCCAAAGAACCAGGAAAGAAACGUGAGCAGGAAUCAGCCUUGGAGAUGGCCAAGCGCCUGCUAUCGGGACCACCGGAUAGUCCCUCUAGUGUCCAUAGUGAGAGUAGCAGCACUGACACUACUCCAGUUAUUCCAAAAGUCAGGAUAAAAACAAUCAAGACCUCUUGUGGACAGAUCAAGCACACGGUCACGCGAGUCGUCCCAGACUUUGAUCUUGACAGGGCAAAUAAAGAUGAACAUAUUCCCAAUGGCUUGACAGUCAAGGCUACCAGUGGCGCAUUGUUUUCGUCUCCUACGAUAACGUCUUUGCCAACUACAGUUGUUGCGACCCGUGGAGGACCAUCGAUUGAAAUAACUAAGCAGAUGACCAUUAAACCAGUAGCUACAGCCUUCCUACCAGUUUCAGCUGUCAAGACAGUCGGUUCACAAGUCAUUAACCUGAAACUGUCGAAUAACACCACAGUCAAAGCAACGGUCAUUCCAGCUGCCUCGGUACAAAAUGCCGGUAGUGCCAUCCUUAAAGCGGCAAACUCCAUGCAGCAACAGACUGUUAUGGUCCCUGCUUCUAGUUUGGCAAAUGCCAAACUUGUACCGAAAGCAGUCCAUUUUAGUCAUGUCAAUCUUCUCUCCAAGAAUGUGUCCUCUCCCACUAAUGAUCUCCAAAAACCAAGGUCCUCCUCCAAGCAAUCGCAAAAACUAAAACAGCAAGCGGUUCUACAGUCUUCAAAGAAACAUUCCAGAGUUCAAGUCUUCAGCAGCUCUCAAAGCUCCGUAGUAGACGCUUUUAAUAAAGUCUUGAGUAGCAUAAAUCCCAUUCCCGUGUAUGUCCCAAACCUCUCUCCACCAACGUCCGCCUGUAUUUCUAUUCCAUCCCGUGGCUACAAGUGCCUGGAGUGCGGUGAUUCCUUUGCUCUUGAAAAGAGCCUGACCCAACACUAUGAACGCCGCAGUGUGCGGAUUGAAGUUACUUGCAACCACUGUUCAAAGAGUCUCGUAUUUUACAACAAAUGCAGUCUUCUGUCUCACGCUAGAGGACAUAAGGACAAAGGGGUUGUCAUGCAGUGCUCGCAUUUAAUCUUAAAACCCAUCCCUGCAGACCAGAUGAUACCGACAUCGCCCUUUUCUGGACCAACCACCAACACAGAUGGCAUCAGCUCCAUUUGCGAUGCGCAGGCGUUACCCAUUCUAACGGGAAAAGUUCCAAGCGGUGGUCCGCAAAGUGGAGUGAUGCCUGAAGCAGCCAUGCCCUUAGAGGAUGAUGCAUCAAAGCUCUGCAGGCACAGCCUCAAGUGUUCGGAAUGCAGUGAAACAUUUCAGGACGACAGCUCGCUAGCAACGCAUUAUCAACAAGUUAUGGAGACCAGUGGGCAGAAAACUUGCGGCAUCUGCCAAAUGCUCCUCCCAAAUCACUGCAGUUUUCUAUCCCAUCAACGAAUUCACCAGCACAAGUCUCCAUACACGUGCCCUGAAUGUGGCGCGAGCUGUCGUUCUGUCCACUUCAAGUCUCACGUCACAAAGAACUGCCUGCACUACACCCGUAAAGUUGGCUACCGCUGCGUCCACUGCAGUGUGAUCUUCGCUGAUGUUGAAACUCUGAAGUCGCACAUCCAGAGUACACACUGUGAGAUCUUCUAUAAAUGCCCACUUUGUCCAAUGGCCUUCAAGACCGCACCGGCAACACACUCGCACACAUCCACGCAACAUCCAGGAGUGAAAGCAGGCGAACCCAAGCUUAUAUACAAGUGUUCCAUGUGUGAUACUGUAUUCACCCUGCAGUCUCUGCUCAACUCCCACUUUGACCAGCAUGUGGUCAAUCAUAAAGUUCCUGUCUUCAAAUGCCCUGACUGCUCUAUGCACUAUGCACAGAAACAGCUCAUGUUGGACCAUAUAAAGGCCAUCCAUGGAACUUUGAAGCUCACUGAGGGUCCACCAAGCUUUGGACUCAAUCUCCCUCUCAGCAUCAAAACUACAAAUUCCAACAGUGUCAACAAUAACGGCGCAAGUAAAAACAACAAAGACAGUGGAAACACCAACAAUCAAAACAAGCGCGUAAAUAAAGAUGCACCCUCAUCACCAAAAACCCCAAACAAAACCAGUUCAAAGGAACUCAAGAAAAACAACAGUUCAGGGUAUACCUGUAGCGAAUGCAACACUGUUUUCAUAUCCAAGGAAGCCUUUGUGGCUCACAUGAAAGGAGAACACGGCAAGAUACUGAAGAAGCACCCGUGCCGUCAGUGCGACAAGUCGUUCAGUUCUACCCACAGUCUUUGUCGACACAACCGCCUCAAACACAAGGGGGUGCGCAAAGUCUACACCUGCCCGAACUGCCCAGCUCUGAUUAAGUCGUUCACCAAGAGAGUGCUGCUGGAUCAGCACAUUCAGUUGGUGCACGGGACCUCAGAGGAAAAGACUCUAACCUCUGACACAAGGGACGAUUUGCCGGAUAAGAAAUCGAAUGUCAGCCCCAAGAGAAAAACCGAAGAGGAUGAGGGGUCUCCGGGGUUGAAUGCCAGGAGUUUGGACAUGCAGCCUUUGAAAAGGCUGAAGGUGAACAUCCCUAAAGUUCAUCGGUGCGCCGUUUGCGGCUAUACCACAGAGGACGUCCCUGCCUUCCGCAAGCACAUCCCCCAACACAAGUCAGACGGCUUGUCCUACCAAUGCCAGGAGUGCGGCCUGUGCUACACUUCGCCCCGCUCCAAGGCCCGACACCUUUUUAUCGUACACCGGCUGAAGGAGCAAGGUCUCAAUCGAUUCAGGGGUAAGGACGAUGAUGAAAACCAGAGGGAGAACCAAAUCGACGUUGCGGUGGAUAGCGAUGAUGGGGCGCCAAAGACCAAAUGCAAAGUGUGCGGGAAGCUGUUUGAGACGGAGGGGAACCUGAACACGCACAUGAGGACACAUGGCAUGGCAUUUAUCAAAGCCAAAAGACUCAAUUCUGCAGAGAAAUGA